This is a messenger RNA of Cladocopium goreaui, 2465 nucleotides long. The record is from the annotation of a GenBank genome assembly. NCBI's taxonomy places the organism in Eukaryota, Dinophyceae, Suessiales, Symbiodiniaceae.
GGGGUGUCGGGGUGUGCCAGGUGUGCCAUGCAUCCUAUGCCGCCAUGUUUAGUUUCUUUUUCGGUUCCUCCACAGAUGGCCCGAGUCCACCAACAAUACGAGAAGGCCAUAAGACUGUGGAGGUGAUCAUUGAUGAUGAACGAUUGCAAGUAGACGUGGAUGUUUUAGCUGAAGUCUCUGGACUCUUUCUUCAAAUCCAAAGUACAGAUGCCAAAGAAUGCCCUUUGCGGGACUUCCCGGGAGGCUUAGAUAGAUUUCGCGGCAUUGUUGGCUUUCUGAUCGACAGUGAAACAUUGGUUGUGGGCGACGAAACUGUCUUGGAUUUGUUGGAAGCGACAUGGCUAUUGGAAUGCCCAUCUUUGUUGGAUGGAGUCAUGCAAUCGUCCUUUGUAACUUCUCUAUCCUCAAGGCGAAGGGCUGAAAUUUUGGAACAUCUCUUGCCAUACACUGCAGCUAGCAGUCCAGCAGAUUCUGAACAUGCCAUUGAGUCAUUGAGCGCAAGCGCUCCAAGUGACACGCUUGGCAAUUGGGAUGAACAUGGCGCUGCGAGCCCAAAAUAUUCUCAAGAAACAAUGCCGGCAUCACUGGCUUGCAAACAAUUUCUGAGGUUUUUUCAGUUCGAAACUUUAAUGUGGCAGACUACGGAAAAGGCAGCACUGACGUUAGCAUCACAAUUGGAUUCUGGAGAUUUUGUUCUUGGCCCGCGCUUGGCUACUGGAAGUUUGCGCGUUUGUUCUGAACUCCUUCGCCUUCGACGACUUCGCGAAGAGGAAUCUGGUUUCGUUUCGAGCGCAAUUCAGCCUGUGAGCACUUUGUGGAAGAAUUUGAUGGACAAACCUUUGAGAGCAAAAGUCUCCUGGGACUCACAUCUUUUUGCAUUGCGUUGCAUGCGGCGUCGGCUUGCUGCGGUUGCCCCACCGGAAGUCCUGCAGAAACAAGCAGAGAUGGCUGGAGAAAUGAAAGAGGAUGAAGAAGCGCAUGAGGAUUUGCCCGCUGAACUUGUUGAGACUGCUGAAGAUUCAACUCUCAUUGUGUUUGGUGAGCUCAUUGGAUAUGUAAAUUCAGAACGGCUUUCCUCCAAUUGGUCAGCUUUGCUCGUUCGUGUCCUUCUUUUGCUGAGUGCUGACUAUGCUGACUCUGACCUCAGAGAAGGUCGUACACUCAAAGCACGUGAAAUCUUUAGGAACACCUUUGCCAGCGACUUGAUGCAAAAACUGUCAUGGUGCCACCCUGCUCCUGUACCACCAGCUUGGCUAGUUGAUGUGGUUUCAAAUCCAGAUGCUUCCAAAGCCUUGCUCCGGGUUUUGAGUCGAUAUCGGCAAAUGGAAGCAGAAGAACUCUCUGAUAUCAUUGAACAUGUUUUGCUUGCCGAAUUUUUGCCUUGGGAUCAUUGCCAGAAAACCAUUUUGGCGUCAGAACUUUUGAAUGACAUCCUUGGAGCUUGCAUGGAUGCCGGGAAGAAGGCAAACAGUGGAGGACAGGGGACCCGGUGUCCCGCACAUUGGGCAGGACAACACCGUCUUUGGAGGCUCGAAUACUUGGGACGGCGCUUGUUCCACGUCGCUUUUGUGUUUCAAGAAGGUUUCUUGCCACACAGCUGGCCUGAUUGUUUCGGCGAUGACCCCAAUGAUUCCAAUGAUUCCAAGCCAACCGGUGGCAAACUCCUCGUUCGCCGGAUGGCAGUUGAAGAUGAUAUUUGCUCUGCACAGCCGCAAGUCGUUGAAGUGGAUGGUUCCUGUCUUUGGGACGAAGGCUUGUUGACAAUUCCACUCUUGCGACGCACAAUGAUGGAGGGCCGGGCAAUGCUGGACAAACCCAUUUUGCAUUACGGUCGUCAAGUGAUUAUGAGACACUUGUGGUACAAACACACAGACUACUGCGAGGUCCCCAAACUCAAAGUGCUUUGGGAUUUGGCUUGCUGGUCCUUGUGCGAGGAUGCUGGUCUUGUUCGUCAAGCUUUGGAGUACUUGAAGGGAACAUACCGAGAUCUCUGCCGGCCAGGAGGGCCUUGGAGUCCGGAAAAUGAAGAAGAUUUGUUCGAGAUGUUUCUUGCAAUAGACUUUUCACUUCUACCGAUUCAAGUGUUGUACUCUCCGUGGGUCCCAGCUCAAGUGCAAAGUGUUCGUUUGUUUGUCCAACAGCAACCCGCUGAUCAAUUUCAUCAAGAGCUGCAGCAAGAAGUCAGCAGAGCCAUGGAACAUCUCAAAAGUGUGAACUUUCAAUGUUCUAAACUCACUGACAAACUGAACGCUGUGGACCAGCGCACUGUGAUGAACAAGAGCCAGAUCAGCGAUUCCAGCGCUGCUUUAGAAGAAAUUCUUCGAAAACGACGGCAGAAGGAGGGCGGAUGACCUUUGCUGCCCGUUUCAGGGUGUGCUGACUGUGCUGACGCCAAGGAAAGAGAAGAAGAACGUAGAAGAACUAAACAAUUUCACACGUUUGCUCAUAUUCAUUGCUUGAUAAAA